AUGAUGCGAGUCGCCGCGCUCCUGCUCUCACUCUCGCCCGAGGUGUACGGGCAGAUCGUAGAGUAUGCCAAGUGGCACCACCCGUCGUCAAUGGACACGAUGGAGUCUAAGGCAAUGGCGUUCAAGAAGUACAUUACGGAGCACAUGGCGACGGCGGAAGAGUUCCGCGGCCCACACAAGUGCGUCAUGGGGAUGGCCGGCCCGUAUCCAUGCAGCAACACCGACCUCGUCGCUCUUGUGACGGACGAGUACCAGGGCGAGGCGUACUUCAAUGACAUUUGGGGCUGGACCGACCCCGUGGACGGCCACGAGUAUGUCAUCCAAGGGAUGAAGUCUGGCACGAACUUCAUCGACAUCUCCACGCCCGAGAUGCCUGUCAUCGUCGGCUACGUGUCUUCGCAGGUCUCGUGCGAGUGCGGCCUCUGGUGCGGCAUCUGGCGCGACAUCCGCACCUUCGGCAACUUCGCGUACAUUGUCUCGGAGAACGAGGGGCACGGCAUCCAGACCGUCGACCUCACCCAACUUCGCGGCCGCAAGGACGCCAUUCUCUCCUACCGCGCGCGCUCACGCAGACUGGCGGAGAAGACCAACGAGGAGCAUCGUAAGCUGUCGACACCGGUCAAGAACGAGUUGGUUGAGGUUUUCGGCAUCUUCGCCGGCAAGAUGCGGAGCAAGGACAAGGCCUCGAUCCGUCGCAACCUGCUCUUCGGCCCGGCACCUGAGCCCCCCUACGACGAGUGCAAGCCCUCGACGCUCGACUUCACCUCGGACUACACCGCCUCCGACGCGCACAAUGUCAUCACCUUCUCGGUCGAGGACCAGGCAGCAGGCGCUCCCCCGGUCGUCAUCACGGUCGGCACCGACAACCACCUCACGGCGCACCCGUACAACCGCGGCCCCAACGGGCAAGGCCCCGGUGACAAGUACGAAGUCGCCGCGAUGGACACGACGCUUAAUGGCGAGAUCUGCGGCGGCGGGCUGGGCAUUUUCGAUGUCGGUGUGGAUCCGGCCAACCCGAAGUACAUUGGCUGCCACGGGACCUCGCACACGCACGACACCCACUGCCUCAUCUACAAGGGCCCGGACGCCGAUCACUACGGCAAGCCAAUCUGCAUCUCGUCCAACGACAACCACAUCGACAUCGUCGACAUGUCCGUCGCCUUUUCACCCAAGUCGAUCUCCAAGCUGUACGGCUGCGGCGGCGUCGCGCGCACCAGCGCUCCGGAGCACUUUCCUCCGGUGACAUGCGACAAAGACGUCCCGUGCCCACCGGGCGGCCCGUGCCAAAACUGGAAACCGUCCUACGUGCACCAGGGUUGGCUCACGACCGACCACAAGUACUUUCUCCUCGACGACGAGACGGACGAGCUCGACGGGUUCCCGUACGAGAUGGGCUACGCGCCCGACAAGAGACUCUCUGUCGAGAUCUUCGACAUGACCGACCUCGACGCACCCUUCCUCAUUGGGUACGACGUGAAGGACUACGACGGCUACAACCACAACAUCUUCACCAAGGGCGAGCUCGUCAUCCGCGCGGACUACGAGCACGGCAUCCAGUUUGAGGAUCAGAACGGCGCGGCGACGGGGAAGCUGGACAAGCUGGGCUUCUUUGACACCGACCCGCCGUACGGGGAGGACCACCCCGGCCUCCCCGUGUUCACGCCUUGCACGGGAGACUCGUGGCUUGAGACGGCCGAAUCGCCCUAUUGGAAUGCGGGUUGCAAGUACACCGCCUCAUGGGGUGGCUCGUGGGGCGUCUACCCCUUCUUCCCCUCGGGCCUGAUCGUGGCGAGCUCCAACAGCGCUGUCUCCGCCGGCACGUUCAUCCUCAACUACACCGGCCCCGCAUCGCCCUCGAUGCGCCGCCGCAAGUAAGUAGUGAGUCGCCCAGAGCCUUCUGCCUCGCUCGCCCUCGGCAUAGCGCCGCACGUAGGCGGUUGCCAGCCACCUGGUGGCUGCUCGUAGGACUAGCGCGUCACUCCCUGGUAUCCGAGAAGUCUCUCGUCGAGGUCAUAGGUCGUAGUACGUCCUGAGGCCACAUCAGCCAAUGGGUGGCCAAUGCCAAUCCCCUGUGUGCCUUGGCAGAGACCGGCAUCUGCUGUGUAGGAGAAUGGGUGGCCAAUGCCAAUCCUGUGUGCCUUGGCAGAGAUCGGCAUAUGCUGUGUAUAAUUGCAGGGUGACUCACCUGCCCCAGUGUAUAUAUGUAUCAACCAGCGCUCCAA
Messenger RNA from Emiliania huxleyi CCMP1516, 2222 nucleotides. RefSeq lists its product as hypothetical. The coding region runs from base 1 to 1875 and encodes 624 amino acids. The record is from RefSeq and is a predicted model, not a curated record. NCBI's taxonomy places the organism in Eukaryota, Haptophyta, Isochrysidales, Noelaerhabdaceae. The transcript is spliced from 5 exons. Gene Ontology annotation, cellular component: extracellular region.